AAUGUACCACCAAGUCAGAGUCCCAUUGGAGGACAGAGAUUGCCUGCGCUUCCUGUGGUGGGCUGGCGGUGAUCUCACCAAAGACGUGGCAGUGUUCCGCAUGACUGUGCAUCUGUUCGGUGCUGUCUCCUCUCCGAGCUGUGCCAUCUUUGCUCUGAGGAAAACGGCUGAUGACAGUCAAGCUGACUUCCCAGAAGAGGUGGUGUCAACAGUGAAGGAGAACUUUUAUGUUGACGACUGCCUUAAGAGUGUGGAGUCUGAGGAAGAGGCUCUGUCAAUGGUGAAACAUCUGACCACACUCUGUAAGAAAGGAGGGUUUACUCUGACAAAAUGGACCAGCAACAGCCGCACUGUCCUGCAAGCGCUCUCUGAGGACCAGCGAGCAAAGGACCUGAAGGAACUCGACAUGGACCGCGAUGAACUUCCUGUCGAGAGAGCUCUUGGCCUAAGGUGGUGCGUCGAAGAGGACACUUUUACAUUCAAGCUGGACCUACCUCAAAGGUCUUACACAAGAAGAGGAAUGCUCUCUGUCGCCAGCUCAGUCUACGAUCCCCUGGGCUUCCUUGCACCAGUCAUGUUGCCUGCGAAACAAAUGCUGCAAGAGCUAUGCCGGAGAAAUGUGGGAUGGGAUGACGCCAUACCUCAAGAUCUUCUUCAUCAGUGGACAAGGUGGCUAGAGGAGUUGGAUAUGCUGUCUGAGUUCCAUGUCAGAAGAUGCGUCAAGCCCAAAGGAUUUGGGGAUGUUGUCCAAGCUCAGCUUCAUCACUUCUCAGAUGCAAGUGAGUCAGGGUACGGUGCAGUCUCUUACCUCAGAAUGCAGAACACCCAAAAUGACGUUCAUGUUGCCUUUCUGAUGGGUAAAGCCAGAGUAACCCCAUUAAAGACUGUCACCAUUCCUCGCUUAGAAUUGACUGCUGCAGUCCUUGCUGUUCGAGUUGACCUGAUGCUGAAAGCUGAGCUUCGAAUCCCGGUACAAGAAUCUGUCUUUUGGACAGACAGCACGUCAGUGCUCAAGUACAUCAGAAACGAGGACAGGCGUUUCCACACCUUUGUGGCAAACAGGGUCACGACCAUAAGAGAGUCAACCACACCUUCCCAAUGGCGUUACAUUUGCACGAAAGACAACCCAGCUGACGAGGCGUCCAGAGGGCUGAGGGUCCGACCGUUCAUUGAUCACAACAGGUGGAUACAGGGUCCAAGGCUGCUGCGUCUUCCAGAACAGGAUUGGCCAUGUGACGUGGUGGACACUGCGAUCAAGCCAGACGACCCAGAGGUCAAAAAGGAUGCUGUGGUGAAUGCAGUUACCGUGAAUGCAUCCUCUGACAGCACCAGCUAUCUUAUCAGCUACUUCUCAGACUGGAGGAAACUGAAAGUAACAGUAGCCUGGCUUCUGAGGCUGAGGAAGCUACUUCUGUACAGGGCUCGCAGAAGGAAGGAGCCAGCUGCUGCCAGCAGCACACAGGAUUCUACUGAACCCAAAGGAAGGUUGACUAUCCAGAAUUUGUCGGAGGCUGAGACCGCUAUAAUUCGCUUCUGUCAGCGACAAAGGUUUGAAGAAGAAAUAGCUGUCUUGUCUGCAGGGAAGACGGUCAGCAAGAAAAGUGUGCUCUACAAGCUCGAUCCGCGACUGGAGGACGGGCUCAUAAGAGUUGGAGGUCGACUCACCAGAGGUUCACUGCCAGAGGAAGCAAAACACCCACUCAUUCUGGCUAAAGGUCAACAUGUGGCAACUCUUCUCCUGCGUGACCUGCAUCAACGGCUUGGCCAUAGUGGUCGCAAUCACAUGUUGUCCACGCUGAGAAGAAAAUACUGGAUCACAGGGGCCAACUCUGCAGUGAGGAGAAUUGUGGCCGAAUGCUGUAUCUGCAGGAGAUAUCAUGCUCGGAUGAUGGGCCAGAAGAUGGCAGACUUGCCAAAGGAAAGGGUACUUCCAGACCACCCACCAUUCACAAAUGUAGGCCUUGACUACUUUGGACCGAUAGAGGUGAAGAAAGGUCGUGGCACAGUCAAACGCUACGGCGUAAUAUUCACCUGUCUGUCUAGUAGAGCGGUCCACUUAGAAGUUGCAAGCUCCUUGGAUACAGAUGCGUGCAUUAAUGCGCUGCGCCGUUUCAUCUGCAGACGAGGCCAGGUUGUCCGUAUCCAAUCUGAUAAUGGCACCAACUUCAUAGGGGCAGAGAGAGAGCUCCGAGAGGCGCUGUCAUCCCUCAACCAGACACAGAUUGAAGGAGCACUGCGACAACAAGGGAUUAAAUGGAGCUUCAAUCCGCCAGCAGCGUCGCACUUCGGUGGUGUCUGGGAGCGUGUGAUACGCAUGGUGAGGAGAAUUCUCAAUUCAGUUCUUCGGCAGCAGAGGCUGGAUGAUGACGGACUCCACACAGUCAUGUGUGAAGCAGAGGCCAUAUUGAAUGACCGGCCUAUCACCAAGCUGUCCGAUGACCCAAACGAUCUUGAACCUCUGACUCCUAAUCACAUCCUCUUAAUGAAAGGAAAGCCAUGCCUACCACCAGGGCUGUUCAAGGAUCAUGACUUGUACAUCAAGAGGAGAUGGAGACAAGUUCAAUAUAUCUCGAAUCUUUUCUGGAAGCGAUGGAUACGUGAAUACCUUCCAAUGCUUCAGGAGAGGCAAAAAUGGAAUGACCGCAAGGAGAAUCUCAAAGAAGGAGAUAUCGUCAUCAUUAUGGAUCCCACUGCCCCACGCGGCUCAUGGCCACUUGCAAGAGUCCUGGAAACCUACCCUGACAAAUGGGGACUUGUCCGCUCAGUCCGCCUCCAGACCAAGAACAACAAAAUUGAAAGGCCUGUUGCCAAGCUCUGCCUGCUGUAUGAAGCUCCAAAUUAG
Messenger RNA from Engraulis encrasicolus (European anchovy), 2842 nucleotides. RefSeq lists its product as uncharacterized. The record is from RefSeq and is a predicted model, not a curated record. The coding region runs from base 2 to 2842 and encodes 946 amino acids. The transcript has a single exon. Gene Ontology annotation, biological process: DNA integration. NCBI's taxonomy places the organism in Eukaryota, Metazoa, Chordata, Actinopteri, Clupeiformes, Engraulidae. Gene Ontology annotation, molecular function: nucleic acid binding.